CCUCAAGGUAACAAUAACGAGUAAGAAGACAGAUAGUGGAAACCCGGAGAAAAUCCUACGUAGCUGCAUAUUGGUUGGUGAUGCUAUUUCUGUCUACCACCUAACCUAACCAACCCGUACACAUACUUGUUGGCGCCCAAGGACAAAAGGCGCCAAUAUUAAAUCACCAUUCCAUCCCGACCUCUCUCCGACCUUCCCUCCUCGCUCCACUGCGAUUCCACCAGCCCCGGUUUCGGCCCAACGUCGCAACCUCAGCCACCUAUCAGCCUUGCAUCGCAACAGGACGCACGUCACCGGCGGAGCAGAGGAGGGCAAGGCAAUUUGAGAAACGAACCAUUGACUGGUCGACUAUCUGGUGAUUCAGACAACUACCGCGACGACACACACGACUACGAGCUCCAGGAGCUUUCCUCGCGCAGUCAGACCUCAGCUACUACUCCACCAGAUUCCGCACCCGAUAACAGCAACGAAAAGCUUGAGAGAAGGGCCGCCAAGCGUCGGUGGCUCGAGGAUCAGGACGAUAUGAAAUUCUCCCACAGCAUCCAGUUCAAUGCUGUUCCGGACUGGAGCAGUCACUACAUAGCAUACAGCAAUCUCAAAAAACUUAUCUACCAGCUCGAAAAAUCCAUCAACCAAUCUAUAGGCACAGAUGCGGAAUCGAGACCCCUCAUCGGAAAUGAUGAGGAUCCGGAGAAGGUCUUUACACGCGCCCUGGAUGUCGAGCUUGAAAAGAUCUCGUCAUUCUUUUCCGUAAAGGAGCAGGAGCUGCUGGACGAGGUCAAUUCGCUGCUCAAAGAUAUUGGAGCUUCAGAAGAUGAAGACGAAGGUAGUCCGAGUCGCCUCGUCACGCACGACCCCACACAGUCCGCGUCGGCUUUGGUCGAAAACCGAAGGCACAGCAUGCACAGCCAUCAAUCGACCGAGGACGGCGGGGAGGAUGAUAGCGACGACGCCUCUAAUGACGACGAGAACACUCCCGCCCUCGCUAGGAAACGUCGCGUGAGCUUUGGCAGGAGAAAGACGAUCGGCGCCGCCGGCAAUGGUGCCAUAACGGAUAUGACGGCUUCGGCUGAGCUGACGCGGUCUCGCCGACAAAGCACCGUUGCGUUUGACGACUACGCCGAGCAGGCAGCCCUCUACUCGUCCGACAUUAUGCUGAAGCGCAGAGUAGUGGCCCUGUACGUACAGCUCUGCGAGCUCAAGUCGUACAUCCAGCUCAACAAGACGGGUUUCCGCAAGGUUCUCAAGAAAUUCGACAAAAUUUGCAACAGGUCGCUGAGGCAAAAGUACAUGGAGAAGGUCGUCGAGUCGGCCCCUCCAUUCGUCCCCGAGGCGACCAAGGCGGUCGAGGAUAACGUUUCCAAGAUGGAGCAUGCCUACGCCAAUCUCGUCACCAAGGGGGACAUCGACAUUGCCAGGAGGGAUCUGCGCUCGCAUCUUCGCGAGCACGUCGUCUGGGAGAGGAACACGGUCUGGCGUGACAUGAUUGGUAUGGAGCGGCGAGCCGAGGCUGCAAGCUUGGGCAGGGCCUUGCUUGGCGGAGACAUCGCCACGGGAGCCGCCAGGCUGCAGGGCGACGAGGAGAAUGCCAUACCGAUCAAGGAGAUUGCCACGCCGAUCGGUAGACUCAAGCUUCCAACGUGGCUGGUCAGCACGUCCCUGCUGACCCUGGUGAUUAUUUUGGCCAUCUUUACUGCAUUCCUGGUCCUCCCCAUCAUGGAGAGCCCGGAGCAACAAAAUUGCUUGGCAAUCUUGGUGUUUGCCAGUAUGAUGUGGGCAACCGAGGCCAUUCCCCUCUUCGUGACAUCCCUCACCAUCCCGUUCCUCUGCAUCAUUCUCCGUGUUGUACGGUCUGAUGACGGCACCCAGCGCCUUUCCUCCAAGGAUGCUACGACUAUGGUGUUUUCGUCCAUGUGGACACCCGUAAUCAUGUUGUUGCUCGGAGGCUUCACACUGGCAGCUGCACUCUCAAAGUGUAGGAUCGACAAGCGCAUCGCAACAUUUGUGCUCAGCAAGGCUGGAACUCAACCGCGCACCGUGCUCAUUGCAAACAUGCUCGUCUCGGCGUUUGCCAGUAUGCUCAUUAGUAACGUUGCAGCACCAGUGUUGUGCUACGGUAUUAUCGAGCCAAUGCUUCGCAACCUACCUACCGGCUCACCCAUGUCCAAAGCCCUCAUUAUGGGCAUCGCCCUGUCAGCAAACAUUGGCGGCAUGCUUUCCCCCAUUGCAUCGCCUCAAAAUGUGGUCGCCAUCGGCAUCAUGACUCCAGAGCCGACGUGGGGAGACUGGUUCUUUAUUGUAAUCCCCGUCGGACUAGUAUCGCUCGCGUUGAUCUGGGUUCUGCUCAUGGUCACUUUCCAGCCCGGCAAGGGCACCAAGAUUGUGCCCAUUAGGCCUGUCAAGGAGCCCUUUAGCAGUGUGCAGUGGUUCGUAUCGAUCGUGACCAUCAGCACCAUUGCGUUGUGGUGUGCUAGCCAUCAGCUCGAGGGUGUCUUUGGUGACAUGGGUGUCAUCGCAAUCAUCCCGUUGGUUAUCUUCUUCGGCAUCGGGCUCCUGACCAAGGAGGAUUUCAACAACUUUCCCUGGACUAUCAUUAUCCUGGCAGCUGGUGGUCUGGCGCUCGGCAAGUCUGUUCGCAGCUCGGGUCUGCUGCACACACUCGCCAACGACAUCACGGGUCGGGUCGAGGGUAUGAGCCUGUACGGGGUGUUGGUGGUGUUUUCUUCUCUCAUCUUGGUAAUUGCGACUUUUAUCAGCCACACGGUGGCGGCUCUGAUCUUUCUGCCUCUCGUGUACGAUGUUGGUGCAGCGAUGGAAGAGCCGCACCCGAACUUGCUUGUCAUGGCUGGCGUAUUGAUGUGCAGCGCCGCGAUGGGAUUGCCGACCAGUGGAUUCCCUAAUAUGACUGCCAUCAUGAAGGAGGAUGCCACAGGCCAGAGGUACCUCCAGGUCAAGCACUUUAUCAGCAGGGGUGUACCGAGCAGCAUAUUGACACUGAUUGUGUCGGUGACUCUGGGUUAUGGUGCCAUGAGGAUCAUCGGCAUGUAAUCCAGAGUAGAUUGGCGUACAUGCAUGGGAAUUGGUUGGGGUUGUGUUGUCCUUUGGUACGUUAUGUUGCAUUUACACGUAAUGGCACCUGAGCGUGCAAAGCAUCCGAGCAUCUUGCGAGAUGCGGUCAUUUCUACCAACUUUUUUGCGGCGUUUUUGGCAUGAUGAUCUAUCGCGGGGAUGGGCGUGUGGUGGAUAGUCGGUCAUAUACUUUGGCAGGCUCCCUAAUCCGUUACCAGGAUACAACGGGAUGUCAUAUUGUCCGAUGAGGUGACCUUGUCAACAAUGCGAUGUAGUGUAGAGAGUAUGCAGGUCAACUAUCUAGUCUAGAUUGGGUAGAGUAGAGAAUAUCAUAAUCUGGUUGCCUCGCGGCAUAGACCGGCUCCUUGAUUUUGAUUCUUCCUGCCGGUCUGGUAUAUCGACACAGAGCUUGUCUAUCUUCCGGCUGACCCAAGCAUGUAUGAUACAGCAUGCCAACCAUAUCAAAGCUUGAGCCAUGUCCUCUCACAAAGCGGAUAAUACCGUCGCCCAAGACAAGAGAGGGGAUGUGAAGGUAUUAAGCAUCCUGUGAGGUUUUUUUUUUCUUUUCGUCCAUUUAUUAUCCAACUUCCAACAUCCUUCCAACCCCCCUAACCCAUAUCCCCCCUUUGCCCGACAAAUCAACCUAAAUCACAACUCUCACACACACACACACACAACCGCCGCCUCAACCCGACCCAUUCGUCUCAAGCUUCCCCUCCGUCUUUUCCACAUAGGCAAUCAUAUCCUCAAUGGUGCAGACCUUGAGGCCCCACCUCCGCGCAAAAGCCACACACUCGUCACCCCUCAGCAUUCCCGGCGCCGAACGCACCGCCCUCCCUUCCACCUCCACCCCGUCGUCGACAAUCUCGGAAAUGACCGCGACGGGCCUCUUUCCCGCGAGCCUGCACAGCUCCACACCGGCCUCGGUGUGUCCCCUGCGGGCCCUGACGCCGCCGGCGACGGCGCGGAGCGGGAAGACGUGGCCGGGGCGGCGAAAGUGCGAGGGCUGGGCGUCGGGGGCAGCGAGCAUGCGGCAGGCCAGGGCGCGGUCGUGCGCGCUUAUGCCGGUGGUGGUGGACGGGUGCUCGGCGUCGACCGACACGGUGUAGGCGGUGCCGCGCGGGUCGGCGUUGUGCGUCACCAUCUGCGGCAGGUCGAGCGUCGUGGUGCGCUCCGCGGUCAGCGGGGCGCAGAUCAGACCCGAUGAGUGCCGCACCAUGAACGCCAUCUGUUCUGUCGUGACCGACUCGGCCGCGAUGAUCAGGUCGGCUUCGUUCUCGCGGGACGGGUCAUCUAACACGACUACGAACUCGCCGUUUUUGAAUGCUUGGAUCACAUCAGGGAUCGAGUCGAAAUUUGACUUUGGUAUGCUGUCUGUGGAAGGCAUUGUGUCUGUUUUUGUUGUAGGGGGUGUGUGUGUGGUAUAUAAGAAUCCUGGGUAGUAUGGAUUUGGAGUCUUGGCUCCCUGUGUCUCUCUGGUUAUGACUCCUUUAAAUCUGAAGGGGUUCCGUCGACACCUCGGCCUCCUCGAGAGAUUAUUAUUUUGCGCAAGCUUCUGUAGUCUGUGACCCAAUUAAACUAUAGAAUAAUCGCAAAUUUCUGGUCUUGCUUGAUUGUUUUUGUCGAGGUGGCGCAAAAAGGAAACAAAUGUUUUUUUUUUGUAAGAGGUGAUGGUGGUGGUUCCCGUAAAGCUGGUAGUGACUUGAACCGCGUGGGAUGCAGGGACGCGGAUGCAACUGCGGCAGAAGACGUUGGAGUGCCGAAUCGGAGCUGAUAGGAUUAUUAGGGUACCUUGGCCAGCGGACUAGGGGUAUCUGUCGGGAUCUCGUCCUUAAGCCUCGGCCUUUAGUUCGGGUUGUGAAUCUGGGAUGGAAUUGGAUGCUGGUUCACGUUCAAUUAUUCGCCUGCCCAGGUAAGGUUAAAGGAUCAAG
Pyricularia grisea is the source of this 5000-nucleotide messenger RNA. RefSeq lists its product as uncharacterized. Gene Ontology annotation, biological process: monoatomic anion transmembrane transport; polyphosphate metabolic process; phosphate ion transport. The coding region runs from base 523 to 3048 and encodes 841 amino acids. The record is from RefSeq and is a predicted model, not a curated record. NCBI's taxonomy places the organism in Eukaryota, Fungi, Ascomycota, Sordariomycetes, Magnaporthales, Pyriculariaceae. Gene Ontology annotation, cellular component: membrane. The transcript has 6 exons. Gene Ontology annotation, molecular function: phosphate transmembrane transporter activity.